Erpetoichthys calabaricus (reedfish) is the source of this 3684-nucleotide messenger RNA. RefSeq lists its product as uncharacterized. Lineage: Eukaryota; Metazoa; Chordata; Cladistia; Polypteriformes; Polypteridae. Bases 535 to 1695 code for a protein of 386 amino acids. The record is from RefSeq and is a predicted model, not a curated record. Gene Ontology annotation, molecular function: ubiquitin-protein transferase activity. The transcript is spliced from 11 exons.
GCGGGACAGCCUUGGAAAGAAAGCCAUCAUUUUGCCCGGAGUGUGGCAGGUCUUUGGGGUUUUUGCCACAUGAAAACUCGGGCCAUUGUGAUUCCAGAAGAAAAGAUGAAGCAGCGGCUACAUGCAGCUUAGGUGAAAGAAGUUCUAGCACUCUAUCGGAAUUUCUUUCAUUCAGAGACCAAAAACAAAAAGAGAGAUGUAAAUGGUCGAAAAAUACGAAAAAGCAUGUGGAAAGGUCUGUGCAGGUAUGUUUUAGAUAUAAUAUGUUUGUGUGUAGUUUGAAGAAAAUGUCAAAAUCAGGACCUAAUUGGUAGUGGUUUAAUAAUGAUUUUUUUUUUAUCUUACACUAAAACAUAAUCGUUAGAGUUCUGUAAUAAUUUGUUAUUUAAGCAAAAUAAUUUUAGUAAAAUGUAUAUACAGUUCAUUUUUUUAAAAUUCUGUCACGUUUUCGUAAAACUUGCUGCAGAUACAGCAAGGAGAGUUUUUCUCAUAAGCAUCAAGUGAAUGACGUUCCCCUAGGUUAAUGUUGGAAUAAUGACUACACGUAGUGGCGUACUGAAAAAGGAGAGAGGAAAACAGUUGCCACUGCAUGUUUCGCCAUUGUACUCCAAAAGACAACUUUUACAGGCAGCUGAAAGAAAAUUGAGAACAUUUUUUAAUAUUUCUGAUGAGCCAUACCAACUUUUACAUUAUAAUGGGUCAAUUGUGGAUAAAGUACCUGGGACUGAAAAACCAUUUAUGUUACAAGAUUUUAAGGAUGCAAUUGGAAAACCAUUUAAUAGACUUAGCUUUUUCAUCUGCACUGAGAAAGAAUACAGUGAACUUGAUAAGACUGAAGAUAGUGAUAAUGAAGUUGUAGUUCAGCCAAAACAUUCUGAAGAAGAUUCAUUGAAUGACACACUGCCGUGGUUUCAGAGCUCACCAAACACUACAGCCAUUAAAGCCAGCCAUGUGAAUUCACAGAACCAGAUAGAUUCAUCUGAAAAACAAACGAAGUUUGAUGACGGAGCAGCAGCAGCAAAGGAUGCAAGUGAAGGUGCUUCCAGUAUUGAAAGGGGUCACUGGUACAGAAAUUAUACUGAGGUGUAUGCACCAAUCCUUAUUGAAGAUGAAGAUAGCACAACAGAACAGGAGUCUGUGGAAAUUGUGGAAUGUAGGUUAACAGAGCACAAUAUUCCAGUGGAAGAAAUCUUGGCUGAACUUGCCAAACAGAUUCAGUCUAACAAGGUGUCAAGAUUUAAUAUAAAUCGUGGAGAUAUCUGGGAUGGAGCUCUCCGUGGGUUUAGACGAAGCACUUAUAAUCCCACUUAUACUAUGUUGGUAAAAUUUACUGAUGAUUCUGGCAAUACUGAACAUGCAAUUGAUGCUGGUGGACCAAAAAGAGAGUUUCUUCAGCUCUUAAUUCAGGAUUUACAGUAUCGAAGAAUUUUUGAAGGCAAAGAAAAUGAAAAAUAUUUAAGGUGUGAUAAAGCAGCAGAACAUACUGAUUUACAGCUCCUUUUUUCUAAAGCCCUUGCCAAUGAUGAGUACUUUACCAUUGGAAGAAUGAUUGCUGUAUCGCUUAUCCAUGGUGGUCCUGGCCCACAGUUUUUAUCUCGUAACCUUGUGAAUUACAUUGUGGGAACUGGUGAGAUUUCUCCAUCAAUUGAAGAUAUAUCCGAUCCUGAUAUUUACAAGAUGCUCCAAAAGAUUUAAAGAUGGAUUAUCCACUCUCAAUCUACUUGAAAAAAUGAAGCAGUACCCAGGUGUAUUUGUAAACUUUAUGUGCUUUUCUCAAAGCAAGAUCAAUGCAGAAGCCAUUGAAGAUAUUUUUAAGAUAAAUUUCAGUGAGGCAGGCAGCAGCUGGAGACAUGAGGAAGGAAGAACUGCUGCCUAUUGGGCAGACUACCUCUUGGAUAUUGAAGCCUCUGAUAAAACUUCAACUUGUGAUCCUUCAUUAGAAGACAUUUUAAUGUUUGCAACUGGCCUUCGUGCUAUACCACCAUUAGGACUGCAGCCAAGACCAACAAUUUGCUUUCACCAUGAUGGGUCACUACUGCCAGUAGCCAACACUUGUGGCAACAUCUUAACUCUGCCAAUCCAUAAAACCUAUGAUAAUUUUAGAUUUUAUGUUAGUUUUGGAAUUUUAAAUUCACCAGGUUUUGGCCAGUAUUAACCUGAGUCACUUAUAGUAUAUACACAUUUCACAGUAAUCUACUGUAAUGUGCAGUCAGAGACAGAGCCUGAAAAGCUUUAACAAAGAGUUGGGAGCUUCCAUCAUCAGAGUGGGUAUGUAUGCUACAUACUUUUUGCCCAAAGAGAAUUAGAGGUGAGAAAUCACCCACAAAAAAGACAAUAAAGAACCACCUGAGAUGAAACAAGCAAUCCUGUCUAAGAGAACUAGAAAAAAAGGGCAAGACAGCAAGUGCCAAGGAUUGUUCACUAUACCUCUGAAUUAAAAAUAGAAUCCCUGUCACGAUAAGCUCCCCUUCUCUGUUACAGCAUUUCAUGUAUCUGCCCUUGUACGAUAUCAGCCUUAAUUUUCUACAACUCCCUCAACUUAUGAUCCAGUCCUUUCAAUAUGUGAAAUGUAAAGACAGGCUGACAAGCUUUAAUUGAUUUUGGUUAGUUUUAAAAUGUUCAGAGUUCUGAAAAACAUGAAGUUCCUAUAUAUUUGGAUAAAUACUGUAUUUGGGAUGCAGUGAAUUAGUUAUGGAUGUAGUUAACCUCAGUUUAACCAAGGCCAACAGUUUCACAUUCUGUGUUCUUUAAAAUCACAAAACAAUGUUUCAGACAUUAGACAUCGUUAUAGAAAAUCUGCAUGUGUUAUGCUUCUAAAGUCAAAAGAUUUAUGUAAAAUAUUGAGAUAUCCUUUAUUGAUGAAAGUAAUGUAUAAUUCUGUAACUUUGGAGUCUACAGUUAAGAAAUUAUUUGUUAAAUUAUUUACAAAAUGUUUACAUGAUUGUUGUAUGACCCUAGUUCUUCACAAUCCUCUUUUAUCAAACUGCAUUACAUUUCAUUUGUUUGAGCCAGAGUAAUGUACUAUACAAACCAUUCAAUACUUGACAGUUUAAAAAAUAAAUAAAUAAAGUUAUCUUUACAAAUCAGCUCUCUCUUUCAGCUUCAAGUAUAGGUCAAAGGCUGAUUCCCAUGUAUGUGGUGUCUGAAGAUUAUUUUGCUGUUUUAUUAAUGUUAAGUAUUCCUGGAUGGCCAGAUCUCCACACAUUGAAGUUUCUUCACAGUAAGGUGAUAGAUCCUGAAGACAAUUCCGGUUCAGUAGAUAUCCACAAUCACUUGCUUGAAACCUAAGAGCAAAAAAAAAAAAAAAAAGUUUACAGCUAAACGGCUGGUUUAGCUAAGGAUAUUAUAAAACAGUCAAUAUAUACUGUACUUGUAUUACAAACUAACAUAGCUAUCACUUGUUACAUCUAACAUUGUAUUACCGGUGUGGUAAACUGAAUAACUCAUUUGGAAUUCCUGAUGGACAGGAUGACAUUCUUGAAGGUCUCAUUCUGUGUUGGUUCCAGAGCAUCUUCGCCUCAUUCAAAUCUUUCUGAAGAACAGCAAGAAAUGCAAAGCGCAGCAAACAUUUAUGCUCAUGACUACCAUUAAAAUGGCCAUAUUCUUUAAGGUCUUCUAAAAGCUCCAACCAAAAUUGUGAUCUGUAAAAUUAAUGGAAAGAAUCAAAUAUAUGAAAUGAGAAUU